CGUGGAGCUUGCUGUGUCUGUUUUUCACCAAUCUUGCUCUCUGGCCAUCAAUUUUUAUCGCUGCCGGGACAACUGUAUGGGAAUCAAACAGAGAACGUGGCAACAGAGGGUGCUGAUGAAGAGAGAGAGACAGCGCAGUUCAUUCAAUAAUGCGGGUGGAGAAUCUCCCAUGGCCUCGUAUCUCUAUCUGCGUUAGUUUACCAUUGCAAAAAAACCUAGAGUUCUUCAUCAGGCUGCUCAAGACACGACUGUUAUAUUUUAGAAGUACGGAAGAUCGUUCCACGUAUGCUCAUAAAGCUCCUGCCGGAAGCAAAUAACUAAAAGUUUAUUACUCUGUUAACUUCCAGUGACGCCGGAGUGACGAAUUGAGAAUAGUUCCCUUUCCCUGUCGGUAGCGAGUGCAGUUGAUAUUUAUUUUCCCGAGUUAUUUGACUCCUUGUUGAGCCUAGCUGGUGAGUUUGGCUGAGUUCUGGCGCUUGUUCGGACUACCGUUCGGAGGUGCUGUUGUGGAAUUGGACAAGCUCUAAUUAUUUCCUGGUGUGGUGUGCGGUAUCGGCAUCUUAUACAUUGGUUCGCGGGGAUUGGUCAUGGCCAUGAUUAUUUUGCCAUGCUUUGGCUAGUUGUAACCUUGCGAUGCAUUGUGUUUGUGGUGGAUGGGAGUGACUUGAUCGGUGGAGCGUUGGUAUUGUAAUUCAGACGAGGCUUGCUCUGAGGCUUCCUCAACUUCGUUAGUCUCUAGAAGUAGCACACGCAGUUCGGAUCGAUUUUUUGUAGAUCCAUCAGCGAAUCAUAGCUUUCAGCAUAGAGGAUCAGUUUCUACAGCUACCCAGCCAUCACUGUGAAUUCUUCGUACGCAGAAGAACCAUCUUUUGUACCGAAUCAUAGCUUUCAGCGUAGAUGAUCAGUUUGUGAAUUCUUCGUGCGCAGAUACUUUCGUGUUUUUUAUCCUUUCUUGCUACUGAAGACUACCAAGAUUGUGUUGCAGCUGUAGUCACUCUUGAUUUGCCCAAGCUUGAGUGGUAUCCAUCCGAGAGAUGCUGCCGAAUGAAGAAUUUUCUCCUCUCGAUGAUGUGUAGAAAUGAUUUUAUCAGUGUCAACGUCACCAAUAGUGAGUUUGAUUGGUGCUGUAUGGCCCGAAGCAAAUCAUCACAUGAAUCUUCUUUUUGAAUGAUAGGAUUACUUGAACUGGCAUUAAAAAUCGUUUUUUAGCAAGACUGCUAGUUGAGUAAGACACUACUGACAACCAUAGCGAUGUCGAAGUCGAACUCUAGAUCAGGAGAACGAGGAAGCUCAUCGACAUUCAUCAUCAGAUGGUCGGUGUUCUUAGGGUUUUUAUUGAUCGCGAUUUGGGUUUUCAUUGCUCCAGCGCCAGUUUCGGAACAGCCCUUUAGCGCAUAUGUUCCCACGGAACUUGUCGAUAAACUUUUGAACACGACGGCAAAGAAAGAGACUUCGAAAGAGAGCUUAACGAUUCAUGUUACCGGCGAGAUCGAAGAGCAUGCUGCGGGGGGAACUGCGGCAGGAGAGAUGGAAGAUACCCCUGGGCUGGAUGAAACAGGUCUAAUUCCUGACACCACACCAACGCAAGCGAAGUUGAUUGAGGAUAAAGAAGAAAGGAAUCAGACAGAUUUCGAGUUAAAUACCGCGCAGUCAAAGGAAAAAAAGGUGGUUGGCUCGGAAACCUCAGUUGUAAAGACAAAAACUUCAACAGAUUCCAAGGUUGUGGUGGAGGAGGAUGGCAGUAGGAUGAGGACUUGGAAGCUUUGCAAAUUCGAAGAUGCUCAGGAUUUCAUUCCUUGCCUGGACAAUGAAGCAGCUGUCAUUAAGUUAAAGUUUCGCAACCACUACGAGCACAGAGAGCGCCAUUGUCCUUCCGAAGAGGAUCUUCCCAAGUGCCUGCUACCAUUGCCUACAGGCUACAAGGUUCCGAUCAAUUGGCCCACUAGCAGAGAUCAAAUAUGGUUGAGCAACGUUCCUCACACGCAAUUGGUGUCCUACAAGGCGGAUCAAAAUUGGGUGAAGAUAUCGCCGAAUCGGCAGAAGCUCGUAUUCCCUGGUGGAGGCACCCAAUUCAAGCUGGGGGCAAAGCACUAUAUUGACUUCCUUCAAAUGGUAGAGCCUGAACUUGCGUGGGGCAAGCACACACGAGUAAUUUUGGAUGUGGGCUGCGGCGUUGCCAGCUUCGGUGGUUAUUUGUUUGACGAGAAUGUGCUGGCGAUGUCCAUAGCACCGAAGGACGAGCAUGAAGCGCAGGUGCAAAUGGCGCUUGAGAGAGGCAUUCCGGCAGUUUCCGCUGUGAUGGGCUCUCAGAGGCUGGUUUUCCCGAGCAACGUCUUUGAUGCUGUGCACUGUGCCCGGUGCCGCGUUCCAUGGUAUAUGGAUGAUGGAAUCCUUCUCCUAGAGUUGAACCGUGUUCUGAGACCGGGAGGAUUCUUUCUGUGGUCGGCAACUCCCAUUUAUCUGAAGGACGAUGAUAAUGCACGAAUCUGGCGAGAAACGAUCGCCGUGAUAGAAAGAAUGUCGUGGAAGUUGGUCGCUAAGAAGAAUGACCCAAUCACGAAGAUCGGAGUUGCUGUAUUCCAGAAGCCGAAAGACAAUGAUGCAUACAAUCUCCGGGAGUUUGAUGCCACUCCACCGUUCUGUGCAUCUGAUGACAAGAUCGAUGCAGCUUGGUACGUCCCACUGAAGGCUUGCAUACACAAAAUUCCGACCUCAGACGAUGCACGGGCGAAAAUCUGGCCGGCGGACUGGCCUAUCCGUGUGGACUCAACACCCUCGUGGCUCAGCACCACCGAGACGGGCAUCUACGGCAAGCCCCUCGCUGAAGACUAUCAAUCAGAUUCAGACCAUUGGAAGCGUAUCAUAGCGAAGUCCUACUUACAAGGAGUUGGCAUUAAGUGGAACUCCAUCCGCAACGUGAUGGACAUGAAGGCCGGCUACGGAGGGUUUGCAGCCGCGCUUGUGUCACAACCCGUGUGGGUGAUGAACAUAAUCCCUGUGACGGAGCCCGAUACUCUUCCUAUUAUAUACGACCGCGGCCUCAUCGGAAUGUACCACGAUUGGUGCGAACCCCACAGCACAUAUCCCCGCUCCUAUGAUCUCAUGCACGCCGACCAUCUGUUCAGCUCUCUUUCGCAGAACUGCAGCACUGUUAAUCUGGUACAGGAGAUGGACCGCAUUCUCCGUCCUGAUGGCUGGGCCAUCUUCCGCGACACAGUGGAAGUGCUACGCGGCAUAGAAGACAUUAUCAAAUCUCUUCACUGGGACAUCGUCCUCUCAUACAUGCAGGAUCAGCGGAAUCUCCUUGUGACACAGAAGCGAUUCUGGCGCCCCGAGAUUGAAUCCCCCAACUAGGAAUGCGCACACAAUUCUCUCAAUGGACAUGAAACUGGGCUCAUGCUUGCAAAAGUCUAGUCUCAAAGCGAAACUGGGAACGGCAAAAAAUUUCGUCACUGUACGCUGCGACAUCUCCCGAAUUCUAACCUCCAGUCCACUCGCACGUCAAGACUGCUCGUCGACGUCAAAGGUUUCUGUUUAGCGUGUCUAGUGGUACGGAGCUUACCUCGGGAAUCAGCUCCCUUUGUGGAUGGAAAAUUUGAAGGAUCCGAUCGUGUAACACGUCUUGUGGAACCAACUGAUCUCGGAAUGCAAGAACAUCAGAUCGGAGAUGGCUAGUUUCAACGUCCUUAAACCCAGUUCUCACUGUCACAUUGUUUGCAUGCAUGCUCUGAUCAUUUAAUCUUUCACGAAUUCCAACUUGUUUGUACUUGUUCAAAACAUUGCAAAUCUGGAACCAGCCUUCUUAGAUGAGGACUGAUGGAUUGAGGAUUUAGUUGUGGAGACCAUUGUUGUUGAAUGGUCUCUGCAGCUUGUAGACUUAUUGUUAUGAACAUCUAUUCCAAGGAUGUUCAGUGGACUGGGAAGCCGAGCAAGACAUCAAAUUGAUGUUUUUGAUAUGUAGCGUCUUGGUGAAGAAUCAUAUGAGAUAAUAUAUGAGCACUGCCAUUUUGAGUAACUCAAAAA
Molecule: messenger RNA, 4023 nt
Organism: Physcomitrium patens
Lineage: Eukaryota; Viridiplantae; Streptophyta; Bryopsida; Funariales; Funariaceae
Product: putative methyltransferase PMT23
Cellular component (GO): cytoplasm; endosome; trans-Golgi network
Molecular function (GO): methyltransferase activity
Source: RefSeq, a predicted model, not a curated record